AUGUCAAAGGACGAGAGACUAGCUGAAGGUUACUUUACACAAAGACCACCACUCUUUAAUGGGAAGUACUAUGCCUAUUGGAAGACAAGGAUGGAGAUGUUCAUACAGUCCGAGAAUUAUCAAGUCUGGCGAGAUAUCGAAGUAGGAGAUUACGAGGUAACCAAGACCAAUGCAGAAAAUGAGGUAAUUCCUAAACCUAUCUCUGAAUAUGAUAGAAACGACUUUGAGAAGAAAGAAAUUAAUGCUACUGCUAAAAAACUCCUAGUUUGGGGUUUAGGGCCAGAUGAACACACUCGUGUUAUGGGAUGUAAAACAGCAAAAGAAAUAUGGGAUUUACUAGAAAUAACCCACGAAGGAAAUCAUGAAGUCAAACGUUCUAAAAUUGAUAUACUGCUUUCUAAAUAUGAACGUUUUGAAAUGGGUUCAAAAGAAACUAUUCAAGAAAUGUUUACUCGUUUUAAAAAUAUUACUAAUGAAUUAGUUUCUCUUGGUAGAGUUGUUCCUAUGGAUGAACAGGUACGCAAAAUUCUAAGAAGUCUUCCUGAAGAUGAACGGUGGAGAUCCAAAGUGGCUGCUUUGCAGGAAUCAAAGGACUUUACAACUUUUAACCUUGAACAACUUGCAGGUUCCUUGAUAACUCAUGAGCUUCACCUAUCAAACAAAAGUCAAGAAAGCUCAAAAAGCCGAGGAAUUGCUUUAAAAGUUGCCCAACCAAGUGAAGAGGAUUCCGAAUCUGGAGAGGAAGAAGCGGCUAUGCUAGUCAGGAAGUUAAAAAAGCUGUACCGCAACAAAAGGUUUGGUGACCAAAAGAAAAGGAACUUCAUGAAGAACCAGUAUUCCAACGAAACAAGAGGAUGCCACAAAUGUGGGAACACAGAUCACUUCAUCAAGGAAUGCCCUCUCUGGGAAUCAGAAAAAGGAAAAGGCAAAAUGAAGGAACACGGAAAAUCUCAUACUCCUAACUUUUCAAAAUCUGAUUACAGAAAAGCCAUGAUAGCUGCGUGGGGAGACACAAGUUCCGAGGAUGAUGAAGAACCCACGGAAGAAGAGACUGCAAACCUGUGUUUGCUGGCUAAACACAGUGAAUCUGCUAAAAAGUCAAAGGAGGUAAAUCUCGAACCUAAAUUUCUGAAAUCCCUAUCAAAAGACAAAUUAAUUUCUUUACUCAUAGAAACAUUGGAUGAAUAUAAAGAAAUAUGUCUUAAAUUUGGACAAAAUGAAAAAGUUCUAGAAAUCUAUAAGGAUCAUAUGAAAUAUUUGAAUAGUUCAAGAACAGAUGUUCAGGGAAUAUUCUUUGAUUUGCUAGAUAGAAACACUAUGCUUAAAGAAACACUAGAAAGAGUCAAAAAUGAAAAUAUCAUGUUAAAAGUUGAAUUGACUCAAUAUAAAUUGCUAUGCACUAACAUUGAUUCUAAUAGUGCUCUUCAAUUGCCUUUAGUAACCUUUAAUGAUGAUCUUAAAAAUUUGAAAAAAGAAUUGCAGGUUACUAAAGACAAAAAUGAGUUCUUUGAGAAGGAACUAGAGAGAGCAAGAAACAAUGAGAGUGUAAUCCACAUGGGAGUUCCAAAGUGGAUACUUGAAGCUCAAACCAGAAGGACAGAAGGUUUGGGUUUCAACCACAAAAAGAAGAGUAGUGGUAAAAAGAAAAACUAUGUGGAACUUCCUAGUGAGACUGUGUGUUCCUUCUGUGGCAAGUCAGGACACAAAGAUACUGAAUGCAAAAGAAAGGAACUUAAGUCCACUAAAAAUAUAGCUUAUGUAUGGCAAAAGAAAAAUGAGUCUGUUGUAUCAACGAAGGAACCCAUGAAAGAUGGGAAUGACACUGGGAAAGUUUUGCUGGAAAGAACUCGGAAAGGAAACACUUAUACUGUGGAUCUCAAUACAGUUCCGAGGAACAACUUAACUUGCCUCAGUGUCAUUGAGGAUGAUCCUUUACUGUGGCAUAAACGUUUUGGUCAUGCAAGUUUUUCUUUGAUUGAUAAAUUAAGAACAAGGAACUUGGUAGAGGGACUUCCUUCAAUCAAGUUCCUAUGUGACAAAAUUUGUGAUGCUUGUGUGAAAGGAAAACAGGUCAGAUCAUCCUUUAAAUCCAAGAAAAUGGUGAGUUCCACGAAACCUUUAGAAUUAAUUCAUAUGGAUUUGUGUGGUCCUAUGAGGAUUCAAAGUAGAAGUGGAAAGAAGUAUGUCUUAGUAAUUGUUGAUGAUUAUUCUAGAUUCACAUGGGUAAUUUUUAUGUCUAGCAAAGAUGAGACUUUUGAUGAGUUUGUUACAUUUUUCAGGAGAAUUCAAAAGUCCACCGGUCAUCAACUGAUACACGUUAGAUCCGAUCAUGGCACUGAAUUUGAGAAUUUUAAAUUUGAUGAUUUAUGCAGGGAACAAGGCUUAAGUCAUAAUUUCUCAGCUCCAAGAACUCCACAGCAAAAUGGAGUUGUGGAAAGGAAGAACAGAACCUUAGAAGACAUGGCUCGAACCAUGUUAAUAGCCAGCGAUCUUCCAAGGAACUUCUGGGCAGAAGCCGUGAAUACAGCCUGUUAUAUUAUAAAUCGUGUCAUGCUAAAGCCUAUAUUAAAUAAGACACCCUAUGAACUUAUGAAAGGCAGAAAACCGAACAUAUCUCAUCUGAGAGCAUUUGGUUGUAAAUGUUUUGUGCAUAAUAAUGGUAAAAGGAACAUAGGGAAAUUCGAUGAAAGAAGUGAUGAAGCCGUAUUUCUUGGAUAUGCUACUAACAGUAAAGCAUAUAGAGUUUACAAUAAACGUACUAUGUGUGUAGAGGAAAGUGUGCAUGUUAUAUUUGAUGAAACUAAUCCACUUCCAUGUACACAGGAACAUGAGGACUAUGACUUUGAAAUUGGUCUAGUACGCUCUCAAGAACAAGAAGAAGAUGCACCUCAGAAUGAAGAACCUGCCAAGGAACCAAUAACGCAAGAGGAAAUCACUGAAGAAGAAGCAACUGGGUCAGGAAAUCAGAAUAGUCGAGUUACUAUCCAAACCUUCCAGCCCAAACCUUGGAAGCACCAAAAGUCACACCCAAUGGACAAAAUUAUCAGUGACUUAUGCAAAGGAACUCAGACUAGAUCGCAAAUGAGGAACUUCUGUGCCUUCAAUGCUUUUCUAUCUACUUUGGAACCUUGCAACCAUAAAGAAGCCUUAGAAGACCCUGACUGGAUUAUAGCCAUGCAAGAGGAACUCAAUGAAUUCGAAAGAAAUCAGAUGGACGUAAAGUGUGCGUUUUUGAAUGGUUUAUUAAAAGAAACAGUUUACGUCAAUCAACCCCCUAGAUUCGAGAAUCCAAACUUUCUAAACCAUGUUUUUAAACUUGAUAAGGCUCUCUACGGACUAAAACAGGCUCCAAGAGCAUGUGAGUUCCAAAUGAGCAUGAUGGGGGAACUCAAUUUCUUUUUAGGACUGCAGAUCAAACAAACUGAAUCAGGAAUUUAUAUACAUCAGCAAAAAUAUGUCAAGGAACUCCUGAAAAAGUAUAACCUUGACAACGCAAAGACUAACCACACUCCUAUGGGAACUAACUCUAGAUUAGACGAAGAUCCCUCAGGAACUUGUGUGGACCAGACAAUGUACAGAGAUUAUGCCGGAGACUUAGUAAAUCGCAAGAGCACGUCAGGUAUGGUUCAAUUCUUAGGCUCUUGUCCAGUUUCUUGGAGUUCCAAGAAACAAAACACUGUUGCUCUAUCCACUCCUGAAGCAGAAUAUGCAGCUGCUGCUGCAUGUUGCUCCCAAUUAAUAUGGAUAAAGCAACAGUUGCGUGAUUUUGGCAUAAUUUUAGAAUGUGCUCCUAUAUACUGUGAUAAUACUAGUGCUAUAUGCAUCUCAAAAGAUCCAGUACAUCAUUCACGUGUAAAGCAUAUUCAUAUUAGGCAUCACUUUCUAAAAGACAAUGUGGAAAAAGGCUCUAUUAAAUUAGAAUUUUUACAAACUGAAUAUCGAAUUCCUGACAUUCUAACAAAGCCUUUGAGUAGAGAAAAAAUCGAAAAGAUGCAAUUGGAACUCGGAAUGAUAAAGCUGAAUUGA
This is a messenger RNA of Chenopodium quinoa (quinoa), 4026 nucleotides long. RefSeq lists its product as uncharacterized. Bases 1 to 4026 code for a protein of 1341 amino acids. The record is from RefSeq and is a predicted model, not a curated record. Gene Ontology annotation, biological process: DNA integration. The transcript is spliced from 6 exons. Lineage: Eukaryota; Viridiplantae; Streptophyta; Magnoliopsida; Caryophyllales; Amaranthaceae. Gene Ontology annotation, molecular function: zinc ion binding; nucleic acid binding.